Molecule: messenger RNA, 18302 nt
Organism: Mus musculus (house mouse)
Lineage: Eukaryota; Metazoa; Chordata; Mammalia; Rodentia; Muridae
Gene: Gpr82
Product: G protein-coupled receptor 82
Exons: 3
Coding region: 16392-17378 (328 amino acids)
Biological process (GO): G protein-coupled receptor signaling pathway
Cellular component (GO): plasma membrane; membrane
Molecular function (GO): G protein-coupled receptor activity
Source: RefSeq, a predicted model, not a curated record
AAUGUAAACAUCCAUACACAUUAAAAAAAUAGUAUCGAAUAAAAAAUAGUAUUGAACAGGAAAGAAAACCAUACCCAAGAGUAAAAAGGUAUGGACUAUAUGAAAUCAUUUAUGUAAAAUAUUAAAACAUUAUCAUUUUCUUUACGUCCAUAUAAAUAAAAAAAUCAAAGCAUGAAUGAUAACAUAUAUAUCAUACAGACCAAUUUAAACUUAAUGGUCACAUGUGAAGACUUUGGCACAAACAUGGUAAAAGCUUAAUGUAUAUUAAACCCAGGUACAUAAGUGCUAGUCUGAUAAAUUUCUGAGUGAAACAUUUCCUGACAAUACAGAAAACCUGGAGUUUGACAUUAAAAGGCGCAAACAGAAAACUUCAUGUAUGUUCAAGAACACAGAGUAAAAAGAAGGGACUCAUCACUGACUCCUAGGUCAGUGUAGUUUGGCAAGUCAGAAGCAAUAUUUUCCGAGUAGUUGAGUGAACAAAGGAAGAAAAGAUAGAUGAACAAAUAAGAUGGGGAGGAAAAGAUGUAAAAGAAAAAAUAGGCUAAUUAGCUUUUCCAGUCAUUAUUCUGGAUAGAGCUGAAGAAACAUUAUACAUUGCAAUCCAGACAGGAGGUGUCCUUAGAGAAACUGAAAAAAAAUUUGGCCAGUGUUUGUGUAGGUUUUGAUCUUGCUAAACACAGAACCAGAAUGCCAUUGUCUGAAUAUAUAAAAGACCGCUGUAACAAACUCCAUGAAUCUUUGAUUAAGUUUCUAUCACAGAAUAUGGAAUUUUAUUUAAAAAUCAGAAUGCUUUGGUACUCUUAACACUCUUCCAACAUAGUUAGUUUUACACAUAGAUGACAACGACAACUCCUCCUCUUCCUCUUCUUCUUCCUCCUUCUUUUUUGAGGAGUCUUACUAUGGAGCCCUGGCUGGCCUGGAACUCACUAUGUAGACCAAACUGGCCUUGAAGUUACAGAGAUCACAUCACAUGCCUUUGCCUCCCAAGUGUUGGGGUUAAAGGUAUAUGUCAUGUCCAGCCUAGAAUAUGUCUUAAAACUCAAGUUAAGCCAGUGGCUGGAAAACAAUGUCAUAAAGCACUAAAAAUUUAGAAUGCAGUUAUGAAUUAUACUGGUUUAAGGAAAGUGGCAGUAGCAGGUUCUUCUCUAAGACCUAUGAUCUUGUUAGCUCUAAGUUUACAGUAUCAGGCAUAGUUUCCCUGCUGCCUUAAGCCCAAUUAGAAAGCUGUUGGUUACUACCAAAAUAUGUGCCACUAUUGCACCUUUAGAGAUAUGUUGCUAUGCUGGUCAUUGUUGUGGCUAAUAGGUGUCAUAGCUGGGUAGGACUAUUGGUUGUAUUCCUCUCAAGGCAGCUUGUAAUGUACUUUCCAGUACUAUGAAAACUAAUCCUCAAGGAUAAAGCUUUCAGGUCAGAUCCAGUGGCAUUCUAAAUACUCCUUAUAUAUACAGAUAAGUGGCUCUUGCCCCUCAAAGAAGCUUCUUUUGUAUCAGACAGAGACUAUUACCAAAAGCACCAUCUUGUCAAAAUGCAGACAUCAACUGAUCAUGGGCUGCCUAGCCCCAACUGAUAAAUCUACAACAAAACCCAUACACAUAAGGCUCAAGGAACAUUGUAGAAGAGGAAAGUGAAAAAUUUAAGAACCAGAAGAUCAGAAUAUUUGCUUCUAGAUAGGACACAGAAGAUAUACCUAAGAAGUCUCAACAAUAUGGUUGCUUAAGCAAGAUUUAAUAACUACAACACCAGUUGAUUUGUCAAUGUGGAUGAGGGAAAUGUCAUAAGGCCAAACCCUUAGAUGAAGAAGUAAAGGUAACAGUGAUUGCCAAGAGAGAAAAAAACUAGUUGUCCUCAGGGAGGUGCCUCUAAUUGGUUAUCCAAUACCAAGUGCUUAACCUUGAAAAUAUAUACAACACAAGCAACAUUAAACAGUAUGCUGUAUUUACAAAAUUACAUAUUUACACAUAUAUGUAAGAAUAAUAAUGAAAUGAAUAAGAGGGAGUGAGGUGGGGAUAUAGGAUGGGUUAGUUGGAAGAGAGGGAGGGAGAAAUGAUAUAAUUUUUAAAAACUGCAAAAAAUAACUUGGAUGAGAAAAAAGCAUGCAGAUUUUUGGUUGGGCCUGAUCUCAAUGAGAUUUGCUUGUAUAUAGUUGUAGCACUCAGUUUCAUUUGGCACUAUAUUUCAGAAAGUGCAUAAACAGGUUGAAUAAAGAAUAGGUUAAGCCUGGCGUGGUGGCGCAUGCCUUUAAUCCCAGCACUUGGGAGGUAGAGGCAGGCGGAUUUCUGAGUUUGAGGCCAGCCUGGUCUACAGAGUGAGUUCCAGGACAGCCAGGGCUACACAGAGAAGAAACCCUGUCUCCAUAAAACCAAAAAACCAAAAACCAACCAAACAAAAAAGAAUAGGUCAAGCAGAAGUAUAUCUGGAAAUACAAAUAACAUUUGUCGAUAAAAACUAUUAGAGGCUUAUAAAAAGUGUUAAAACAAUUUUAGUUGGUGUCCUGACAAUGGUAUCAGAUAAUAUCUAAAUUAAAUUUAGUAACUGUUUGUGUAAUCUUAAAUAAUGAAAACUUGGAUCCUAUCAGUGGUAAGCAUUCCCUACCUUUUAAUGUCACAUUAAGAAACACAGUUUAAAUGUUAUCAAGAGCUGUACAGAUGGCUCAGUGUACUUGCUAGUUUAUGUCUUUUUGACAUAAACUAGUCAUCAGAGAUGAGGGAGCCUCAAUUGAGAAAAUGUCUUGAGAAAAAGAUCGAGCUGUAGGAUAACCUAUAGGCAUUUUCUUAAUUAGUGACUGAUGGGGGCAGGUCCAGCCCAUUGUGGGUGGGGAUACCCCUGGGCAGGUAGUCCUAGGUUCUAUAAGAAACAGGCUGAGGAUGCCAUAAGCAUCAACCUCCAUGGUCUCUGCUUUGGCUCCAGGCUCCAGGUUCCUGUUUUGCUUGAGUUUCUGCCCUGACUUCCUUCAAAAAUGAAGUGAUGUGGAAGCUCAUAAUCCAGAUAAACCCUUCCCUCCCCAAGUUGCUUUUGGUCAUGAUGUUUCAUCACAGCAAUGGUAACUGUAUCUAAGACAGUGGGUCACAGCUGUAACCAAAGCACAUGGGGUGGAACAUAUCCUGGGAACUUGAUGGCCAGGUGACUUGGCAGAUACAUAGAGCAGGGCACCUACUGUUCUCCUCUGGCCUCUGCACACAUCAGAACACAUGUGCAUGUACAACCAUACACACCACACACACAGACACAUGCCCGUACACAUGCAUGUAUCACACACAAACUAUAUUAUCAUCAGUUAAUAUAAUGUUCAGGAACAUUAAAAUAAAAUACUCAUAGCUCUAGAAGUGAUCUUACUAUCUAUAUUAAACGAUGAUCUCUAUAAAAUAUUUGAAAAUGUUUUACUGAAUUAACUUAUGUUAACUGUAAUAAAGUAAAAUUUGAUUAUAGUAAUCCUGUAAUUUUUUUUUACUGAUAGAAAUUUCAUUUUUAAACAUCCUUUAAAUUAGCCUGAAUCUGGAGAGUUCUAGAAUUUAAUAAAAAGCAUGCUACCGACUCACUAAAUUUAGAGAUAUUUAUCACAUAUAAUGUCUUAGUGAUCAUUGGUGUAUGUACUUAGGAAAUACUGACUUUCCAACUGCCAACACAAGGCUUAGUUCUACAUAUACACAGAAAAGGAAAUUCAGAAGUACAUGCAUAUCUUCACCUUACAAAAGAUCUUCAGACAGAAUAAGCUUCCAAAUACUAUCUCACAUGUACAAUGCCAUAUAAGGGCAACAUGAACUGCCUGGCUCCCUGAGUGACAUCUCAGUACUAAGCACUGCUGUUAGUUUUUGGAAAGUAUUAUGCACAGAGCCAGGCUAGAUGGUGUCUGUCUCCACCAUCUUAGAAAAAACAAUUCUAUAUAAGCUUUGGUUAUCCUGCUUAUACAAAAAUAGAACUAAUCAAAUUACAACAAUUUCAACCAAAGCCUAUUUAAAGUUACCCAGAAAACACAAAAGUAGGAAAAUUUCAAGAGACAAUAUGAAUGCUGCAGAAUUAUUAUUUUUUAGGUUUCUAAAGUACAUACUCAGAAUGCCGAAUUUCAAAACCUGAAAGUUAAAAUGCUCCAAAAUCUGAAAUAUUUAAAAAUUUUACAUACUGGAAUUUUAGGGUAGGAAUGUUCAACCAGUAAAGUCUGUGAAGAUAUUCCUAGAUCAGAAUAACUCCGAAAACGGAAACACUUAUAGUCCUAAACAUUUCGGAUAAGGGAUACUUAAUCUGAUGAUAGAAACUUACUUUAUUUGUAUUAAAUACAUUUGUAACCUUCGAUUUAAAAAACAAACAAACAAGGGAGUAAAUGCAGAGAAACUUACGAGGGGAAUGGAAUAUACACCUGAAGCAGACCCUUGGUGAUGUGAGGAGAGUAUUGGCAUGUGACUGACACUCAGAAGUGGGUAGGAACUAAUCAGAGGAAAACCUAAAGCUUUGUUACUUAUGGUGCGCAUAGUUUUGAAAAGCUUCUAAGGUAACUCUUACACAUCCCUUUCCCUGAGAGAAAAUCAUUGCAAAUAAAGGAACCACUGCAAAGAGCUUCAAGAAGGAAGAGAUGGUUUAAUAAAUAGUGUUGUGCAAAUUUAAAAUAAAAAGCCAAAUUAUAUCCUCACCUUGUACCACACCAAAGGAAAUUUAAAUGGAAUUAAAAGUUAGUUGUAAAUAAAGAAGUUAGUUGUUAAAAAAAAAACAUAGAUGGCUAAAUCAUCUGAGGAUGGGAAAUAGUUUUCUAUUAAUGCAAUGAUAGCAAUCCUUAUAGAGAAAUGUCUAGGUUAUGCUUGGAUGAAUGGCUGCUGUAAUGUCUUAGCUCAGUUUGGGUUUCCAGAUGAAGACUUGGUGGUGGGAGCAAUGGUUCUAGUUAUGGAAACAGGUUUGUCCUAAAUUCCAUUUUGCCUCUUAUUUUCUUCCUUUAUGCUUACAAGCAACAAAAUAGGAAUCCAAGUAAAUGUGUACUUAUAUCCAGGCUGGGGAUUAGAGCCAGGUCUUACUGUUUGUGUAGCAAGCAAUUUAUCAACUGAUCUACUUCCCUAAGCCUCCAAGAUGAUAGUUACUAAAAACAAACAACCCCAGCCACCUCAAAACUUAGUAAUAUUAAUAUGCAAUUAAUGCAAAAACUUUUAGCAUUUAUCAAAAUUGUAUGGUGCCCAAAUCCCCAAACCUGCAAGACUGGCUUUCUGGCUGUCUUACAUUUGUAUACCUUACAAACUCUACUUGACUCUUGAAAGCUAAUUCACUGCAAUCCCAGACACACGGAGCAUACUUUUUAAAAAAAAAGAUAAAUUGGUACAUUUUAUCUAAUUUAAUUUUUUUCAAGUUCAUAAAACACGUAAAGAAUCAUCACAGAAUGAGUUCUGAAAAAGAUUUUCAGUUGCAGUUUGGAUAUGUCACUUUUAGCUUUGGUCACCCAGUGAAAUUAGUUCAGGAGCAACAGUUAGCCAUUACUUAUCUUAUUUGGUAAUUUCACGUGUAAGUUUACUUUAUAUGUAUAUAAACUAUGUUUUUUUUUCUUGAAACAGAAAAAUGAUAUGUAGUAUAGGCUGACCUUGAACUUGUUAUCUUACUGUUUGGUCAUACUGGGGUUUUACACGUGUGCAUUAUUAACCUUGGGUAAGGAGGGUUUAUUUUUUGUACUUUUAUAACACAUGUGUAUAACAAGAUACACUUUCCUUCCUUCCUUCCUUUUUUUUUUUUUUUUUUUUUGAGACAGGGUUUCUCUGCAUAGCCCUGGCUGUCCUGGAAUUCACUCUGUAGACCAGGCUGGCCUUGAACUCAGAAAUCCGCCUGCCUCUGCCUCCCAAGUGCUGGGAUUAAAGGCAUGCACUGCCUGGCUUACACUUUCUUUUUAAAAAAAAAAAAAGUUUACAUGUGGUGUAACUACUAUUUUAUCACCUCAUAGCUCUUUCCCACUGUAAUUAUGCUUAUCUAUGUCUAGCACAAAGGCUUUAUUUCUUUUCAUAGAUGAAGUGUUAUAGGACACAAAACAACAUGAGUUCAUUUCUCCAUUUCCCCCACCAACGGACAUAUAGGUGGUUUCCAGUUUUUCUGUUAGUAGGAGCAGUCUUCUGCUUGCCAAAGGUCCUUGCAUGGAGGUCCCUUAGAGUUGACCCCUCAAGCAACAAUGCCUGGCUGUAAGACUGAAGGCCUUCAGCAUAUCCCAGUUCUGAUAAUUUUCCAAAGCAAUUUUACUACUUAUACACCCAGUCUCACAAGUGGGCAGAAAUGAGCUCCUAGCUGCCCACAUCCUCGCUAACACUUGGUUUCAUCACACACUACUUUUUGUCAAUCAGAUAGGUGUAAGAUAAUAUCUCCUUGUGGCUUCAGUGUGCACUUUCCUGAUCACUAGGGCAAUGGAGUGUCAUUUGUAAUACUUCCUGCAUGUAGGCUUUCUCUUAGGUGAAUGGUCUGUUCAUAGCUUCACUUCCCCCUCCUCCUCAGUUGCUUAACUUUCUUUCUUUAUUGUUGAAGUGCUUCUUUAUAUAUUCUGGGCCUCAAUCAUUUCUUGUUGAAAUGGGUCACAAAUAACUUCAACUUGUAUAUACUUAUACUUAGUUCAGAGGCUCCUUCUACCAGGCAACAAUAGCAAGGACAAAAUAAAAAGAAAUAAAAAACACCCUUUAUCAAUAAAUAGAGCCCAUAAGACUCCUAGCAAGAGAGGAUAUGGAGCCUGAAUUGGUCAUCUCCUGUAACCAGUCAACACUUCUAGUGGAGGGACUGGGACACCAACCCAGCCACAAAACUUUGACCUACAAUUUGUCCUACCUACAUGGGGUAAAGGUGGCACAGAAAGUAUGGGAGUGGCCAACCAAUGACUGAUCCAGCAUGAGAGGGAAUCCACCCCUGAUACUGCCUGCAGGGCCAGGAACAAGAGGCUAGAUAACCUAGAGACCUACGACAGAACCAAACAUGACUGACAAAAAACCAAGCAAUGAAACACUCCUAAUGAUAUUCUGUUAUACGCAUAGGUUGGUGUCUAGCUCAAUUGUCAUCAGAGGGGCUUCACCUAGCAACUGAUAGAAACAGAUGCAGAGAGACCACAGACAAACAUUAGGUGGAGCUUGUGGAAUCUUGCAUUAAUGGGGGAAUAAGGAUUGUGGGAGUCAGAGGUAUCAAGAAUGCUACAAGAAAAUCCACAGAAUCAACUAACCUGGGGUCAUAGGGACCCACUAACAACUAGGGAGCCUGCAUGGGUCUGACCUAGGCCCUCUGCACAUCUGAUACAGUUGUGUACCUUGGUUUUCUUGUGGGACUCCUAACAGUAGGAACAGGGGCUGUCUCUGACUCUGCUGCCUGCCUUUGGGACCCUUUCCUUCUACAGGGUUGACUUCUCUAGCCUUAAUAGGAGAGAAGGUGUCUAGUCUUACUGCAACUUGAUAUACUGUAGCUAGUUGAUACCCAUGAGAGGGCUGCCCCUUUCUGAAGAGAAAUAGAGGAUGAGUGGAUGGGUGGGUGGAGAGGGGAGGUGGUAGUGGGGGACCAGGAAGAAAGGAGGGAGGGGAAACUGUAGUCAGGAACUAAGUAACUAAAAACUAAAUCUAGCUAGUCACUAGUCUUAAUAUACAUUCCUCAAGGACUCUCAAAUUCAUAGAUCAGAUCAUAUUUUUGAUAUCUUAGCAUUUUACUUACAAAUAGUACUGAGGUAUUAAAUGUGGGGACCCCUGAGAACAUAAAAAUAGAAAUGUUUUCUGAGAGUUAAAACUACAAAACCUAAGCACUUGUGUAUAAUUACAUAAAAAUACUUUUAAGAAGCACAAUGUCUUGAUCAGAUGUCCUGAUUAAAUACUAAACAUGUCACGGGAAAGAAUUAGUGGUUCUCUAGAAAAGGAAAGAAAAUUAAGGGGAAGCUGUGUGGGGGAAUGUCAGUAUUGCCUAGUCCAACAGUCCAGUGGGUUAGUUUGGCCAAUGGAUAUGGAGUACAAUAUGUGACUUAUUGAUAUGACCAUGGGAAGAAGCCUGGUGAGGCCAAAUGCAACUUAGAGCUUAAUAACACUUCAGUAAAGAAUGAACAGAGAGCUAGCAAAAUAGACAGGCUAAAAGACUGCCUGAGUUCAAAUAUUUGCUCCAUCAUUUAUAAGUUGCCUCGGACACGUUCUUUCUCUUACAGAGAAAAACAUGAGUAAUUGCUGGACCUCACUCAGAGUUGUUAAGAGGGCUGAAUGAUCCUGAGGUACCCAGCAAUCAGAAAAUAUUUGGUAAGUUAUCCAAAUAGCCAAAUACCAGGGGAAAGGCAGAAAUACACAGCUGGAAGCUGAGGGUAAACAUGAGAUCUAGAGAGGUAUACAAUGAAAGUGACUGUGGGCCAACUCUAGAAGAAACUCACAAAGCGAACUGAAUCCUAGCUUCUGGAGAUGUAGCAGAUAGAUUCUGCUUUAUGCUAGCCAGGCCAUACUCUAAGGCUCAGCAAGCAAAGACUGUGAGGGUAUCUGGGCAGAUGCCAAAAGAUACAUUAAUAUGUAUCUGAGCCUUGACUUUUCUGUAUAAUCUGGAUCGCUGAACUAGUCUUCAUAUUGCAAUGGAAAAUAGCAACAAGGUCACUUCCCUAGAGUUCUGCCCUCUGCUGUGUUAUUUUUGCUUUUGUUCUUUUGGAGGCAGGAACUCUUUACAUAGCCCAGGCUGGUGUUCAACAUGCUAUUCUAGUGACGGAGUCUUCCAAGUUCAGGGAUUCUAAGUGAAUACCAUCAUGGCCAGUCUACCCUAUUUUCAAAUAUUGGCCAACUGCAAGUUUCUAGAUCAAAGUUCUUCAUGCCUUCUGCUAAUCCUGCUGGCAUAGACUUUACAAAGAGUCAUUUAAUAGCAGUUCCUUUCUCUGUUUCCUUCCUGCCUCUUACUGCUGUCCUCCAAAUGAGAUGUUCUUAGCACCCCGGACACUCCCUCCUGCUGUUUUUCUUUCCUGUACUCAGUAGCACCUUUCUCUUCCCCAGUUCAGUUUUGUCUCUGUGUCCCUACUUUCUCUUUUAAGACCCUUUUCUCAUAACUGCAUGCGCUCUUCUUUUCCACACCCCCUCUCCAUCUGUCAGAAGCAGAAAUGCUCAUCUGUAUGGGGAAAUUCAGUCUGUACUCAGAAGAAAAACACCGUUUCCUCUAUAUUUUUAAGCGAAGACAUUGAGCUGGCUGCAAAGGGAACUGACAGGUUUGCAUGCAUGCUUAUAUUCACUUCCCCUUUGUGGCCAGCAAGGCUUGAAAAACACAGGACACAUGGGGUCAGAUCUUGUGGGUAAAGAUUACAUGGUUCCAAGUAUGUGUGGCAACUAGGAAGAGAAGAUAGUCAAGUAGCAAGUGAGUCUCCUGAUCCAAUGAUUGGAUAUUUAUGACCCUCAUAAUAGUGAAACCUUGAGUGAUGGGUACAGCCUAGAGGCGUGGGGGCUGCUCCCUUAACCUUCUGAAAGGACCAUUUUUCUACAUCCUUUCAGGCUGUGGUACUAUAGAUGUUAGUGACAAUACCUAGCUCUAAGGAGCAAAUAAACUUCUAGAGCUAGCAGGAUUAGGCUUUUCUUCUAGCUUUCUUGCCAAGCUAGAUUGCUGUUCUAGAAGCACAGAAAGAGAUAUUCAUAGAUGAAAAUUACAAAGGGCCAGCUUUGUGAUACAUUUGGUAUGAGAAGGAACCAAAGCAGUUCCACACUUCCAGCACUUGGACAUGUGAGGUCUCUUUGCAAAGCAUAAUUCUCUUUCCUUUGAGGAAUGUUGCUGAGGAAACAGUGGACUCUAAGCUACACAUACCUUAUUAAUCCCUAGGGAGAGAGCCAUUUUACUGCACUAAAGGGAAAAAAAUAUAAAAGCCUAGUCAGGUCAUCAAAAGUGAAAGCAUAUUCAAAGAAAUGUGGUAGAUGAAAAUGAAAACAGUAUGUUCUUGCCAGCUCUUUUGUUUGUGAGGAGGGAUGAGGGAGUUGUGUACUCAUGUGAGAGAUCCAUGCAGGAUGGAAGGUGGUGACUGAAGCUUUAGUGACAAAGCACACGUUCUCGGGGAUAAAACCCUGGAUGUGCCCCUGAUGUAGAGAGCUAAGCUGCGAGGCACUUCGAGGAGGAAGUAUCGGCAUAGUUGGCCUGCUACUGGAAGAAGGGAGGACAGUGGAGGAGAAAGGGCAUCGCUUCUAGUACUUUCUUCAGAGGAUAAAAUGUACUAUAAAAUACAUUUGUUAACUAUUUUCAUUAUAAGCCCUUUAGCAUUACUUGACUUUUCAAACUGUAUCCAUUAGCUGCUAUAAUUUUAUUUUAGAAGUUAAAUCCCACAAGGUGACCACAAAAUUGUCCCAUGCUAAAAUGUUAGACUGUUUUUUUUUUCUUUUUCCUUUUUCUCAUUUCAGUGGGUGUAGGAUCUCACUAUGUGGCUUGGGUUGUCCUAGAAGCCAGGCUAGCUUCACAUAGAUCCAUCUGUCUCCCGAGUGCAGGGAAUAAAGGUGUGCCCCACCACACUCAGCUUGCCAGACUUUCUUUUAACCUCCAGGAUAAUUAGAGUCAUGAAUAUUUCACAAACGUGACUCAUGAUAAUCAUUAAAACAAAAUAAGACAAAGCCAAGCCUUAAAUGAUUUAUCCUAUUCAUGGCUGAUGAGUGGCACUGGGCUUUCAUCUUGAGAGAAUUUGUUGUUUUAAAAUUAUUUUCACUUUAUCACUUUUAAAGUGGUUUUCAUGCACUAGAAAAAGUAAAUUUAUAGAUUUCUUAGAGCUUAAAAGGACAAAACCCUCAAUAUUAAAAAAAAAAAUUUCCCCUAGCCUGUACUGCAGUCAUUUCCAGCUGGAAACUAAGCAAAUUAUUUAAAAAAAAAAAAAAAAAAAAAGAACUGUGUUGCGGUGAUAUACUGCCCUCUGCUGGCCAGAGCUCUAAAGAAGCAAGCACUUUACAGAGCUGUUCCAUGUUAAAAUGUAACAAAGCUUUUCUUUCCAAUUGUUUUCUACUAGGUAUUUCAGGUUGGUUUUUCCUAAAAUAAAGGCAACAAGAAAAUAUUAGAAACAGCCAGGUAUGUAUACUUGUCUAGAGUGACUGAUUUCAACUCUAAAUUAUUUCCACAUAUCAAAAGGUUGCAUCAAGAUGCAAGUGCCAAUGGAUGAGACUCCUAAUUUAAUAGGAAUUAUCAGUGACUGCUAAAAUCCACUGUGUAAAAGGGUAACAUUAAAUUUAGGAUCUCAAAAUAUAAGCUUCAGAUUACAUAAAAAGUUGACAUAAGUAAAAGCUAUUUUUGGUCAAAGGAGAUAUGAGAUACUUGGUCACCUUAUCAGAAGCAUCAACGCCCAAACAGCUUUUUGUACGGGUACCUUGUCUUUUUGUUGUUACUUAUCUUAUUUACUUAGUUUUUGUUUGUUUUAGUUUUCUUUUCUUUUUUUGAGAGAGACAGAAAGAGACAAAGUUGAGAGGGAGGGGAAGGAGGGAGAGAGAAUGUGAAUUUGGGUAGGGAGGAUUUGGAGGAUGGGAAAGGAUAUGAUACAAAUAUAUUAUAUGAAAUGCCUUUUAAAAUAAAAUAAAAAAUAACAGAUUCUAUGAGUGCUAUCUUAUCUAAUGUGAGUCAGGAUAAACAACCUUUAACACUUGGGAUCAAUUCAAGCCCUAGUUGUGUUACAACACAUGAUAUGCUUGUCCUGUUGAAGAAAUAAAAGCAUUUAUCUCCGAUAUAUCUUAAACCUUCUAUGUAUGUAUGUAUGUAUAUAUGUACAUAAAUAUAAAAUAUAGUUAAGUGGUUGUCAUUUAUUAUCAAAUUUUGGUAUUUUUUGAGACAGGGUUUUUUUGUGUAGCAGAACAGGCUGGCCUCAAACUCACAGAGAUCUCCUUGGGAUUAAAGGGGUGUGCCACCAUCACCCAAACUCUCUCCUCUCCUCUCCUCUCCUCUCCUCUCCUCUCCUCUCCUCUCCUCUCCUCUCCUCUCCUCUCCUCUCCUCUCUCUCUCCCUUUCCCCCUCCCUCUCUCUCUCCCUCCCUCCCUCCCUCGCUUGCUUGCUUUCUGAGACAAGGUCUCAUUAUAUAGACUUGUUUGACCUGAAACUGUGUAGACCAGGCUGGCCUCAAAGUCAGAGAGAUCCAUCUGUUCUGCCUCCAGAGUGUUGGGAUUAAAGACCUGUGCUGCCAUGCCUGGCUGUUAUCAAUUGUUCUAGCAGUUCACAUAAACUGCAGUACUUCAAUUUUGGGGGUUCUCAAUAUGAGCAAUUGAAUUCAAACACUAACAGGUACAGGAAAGAACACCUCGUGCCCAAUUCUCUUUCCCUGGCCAUUGAUAUAACCUCCUCCUUGAGUAAAGACAAAAAGGGACACAAACACAGUCUUAAUCUUAAAACAAUUUUAUCGAGAAAUUAAAAAGAAGUGGCUAGAAAUAAGAUGACCUUGUUCUUGGAAAGAAACAUGGAGAAUUCUGGGCACUGAUACAUGAUCGUAAUCUCUUUGCAUUCCCAGUUGCUGUGUUGUGAUAUGGGCAUGUGUUUACUUGUGGUAAUUCGUGAUAGGUCACAUUUCUCCCAGACUCUUGUCAAAUGCCUUAUUUUCUAAAAUGCCUGCUUUUAAGGAAAGAAAAUAAGUUUCUUUGUACACUUCAAAGGUAGCACAGGCACGGCAGGCAGUAACACAAGAAUUGCUGGCUCAUUUACAUCUUUACCUUUGGCUUUCAAAGUACCCACAGGGAAGAAUGGUUGGUUCUGAAACAUGAUAUGAGCAUGCAACUGCACACACAUGAACACACGUACACAUCCAUAAAAAGAGGGGAAAAGCCCCCUGAUAGUCCUAAAAACCACUGACUUCUCAUUCAGGCCCCCAGGGACCUAAAAGCACAGUGUAAGCCUGGUGUGUCUGCCUUCAUUUUGCAUCUAUCUCUUUUAAUCUGGCUCAUUAGCUUUGUCUACUUCUUUCAAUAUGAAUCACUCAAGGAGUGUCUAUCAAAUUAUCACUUAUUCCAUUGUCCUUUGAGGCCAAGGACACAGAGACAGGACUAAAGGGGGCAUCUUAGUGUCAGCUUUUUACCAUGUUCUGUUCCGGAUGCCUAAAAGGUGCCUAAAGAUAUCCAGUUAUUAUCCUAAACCAGGACUCCCUUGGAUUCUAUCACCUAGAUGAUGAAAUUUAACCAGUGAGGACUAGAGUGUGAGCAAUCAUCUCCUGGGGACCACCCUGUUCCCUUGAACAAUAAGAAAGCCUACAGACUACCUUUGCUGAACCAUAACUGAGACAAUGAUCAGUGAGUCACACAAACUACUGGCUACACCUUGACUAAGGCUGUAUAAUUAUGCACAACUCUUGCCUCCUUGCCUCAAUUUGUCCUCUAAUCUACAGCUGAUAUCAGUACCCUGAGAGGGAUUUGGGGUCACCAGACACUGUUCCUCUUUUUGAUGUGCACAUGAUUACCUCUCCUGUCUCUGAUUUUCACGAUUUGUCAUUUGCUUCUUGAGUUGGCAUAUUAAGAUGGGUGGCCAAGGCCAGCCUGUUAGGGUUGCUGGAGAAAGCGCUUUUAUCCUAAAACUCUAGUUACACUUGGGUCUUCCACGACUACAGAUUCUUGUAGUAGAAUGUGAGGACCUGAGAGCAGUAGCACUGGAAACAAGGCUAUGGCCAGAUACCACAUCCUAAAGAGAACAGAAGGUUCACUGAACUUGAACAAACCACAGCUUUGAGUAACAGGACUGCACUGCACAUCUAAAGCUAACUGGCUUGUGUAAGCAUUGAACUGAUGAACAAGGCUUACUGUGGUCCCCUUUGAGGGAAAUUAAGAAUGGUGUUCUAAUAUGCACACAUUUAGACACGUGUUCUUGUCUUGCACAAUAGCUUCCCUCUCAAUGCCCUGAGCUACUGAUUGGUCAGAUGGACAAAUUUUAAACUGUCCAGUUGUAGCCAAUUUAGAUAUUAGCUUGGAGAGCCAAAAAGUAAGUUCCCAUUUGAAACACACAAGUUCAGAUAAGUCUAAGGUAUCUCAUGUCCUCCUGCUUUUGGUUUUGAGGGAAACUGGUAAGUGACCCUCAAACCCACCCCUCAAAGUUGAUAGAGGUAGUAACAACAGCUCACCAUGGGCUGCAAAACUGAAUGAGCUUUCCUUUUGGAUCACUCUUACUAAAAUACUCCAAAGGAAUUCCAGGGGCCAGAUUUAAAACCAUCACCUGAGGCAGAUCAGAAGGAUCAGAAGAGUAUGUACUGGAGAGUGCUUGGGCAGAUGAUCUGAGAAGUAAUCAGAUAAGGAGAUUUACAUGUGGACAAAGGAAACCGCACUCUGAAGAGGAGAAAGAUGAGAACACAAAGAGCCAGAGAAAAUUUGUGAUCCCGAAGUCCAAAGGGGCACACUAUGUCCUAGAGAACUUGCAACUUGGUUUGAUAUUCUUGAAAUAGCUCCAUGACAAGGAAUAUUUUUGUUAGCUUAGUAUUUCCUGCCAUUACUUUUUUCUACUACUGGAGAGUAUUGUUUACUGUCUUAGAAAAUCUUUUAUAGUAUUUACCUAGUCGUCUCACUUGAGUCGUUUCUUCCCCGAGCCUCAUUUUCCACCACCAUCUAUCACACAUUCUCUGUUCUUCCCUUUCAGUUCUUUUAAUGAACCAUUGUGAUUUACCAACUCACUAAGUUUUUAUUUCUCAGACACAUCACAUCUACAUCUUCCUUGGAUUUGAAGACACUCUAGUUUGUGGUUAGCAUUAUACUUCUGGGACCUCCAUGUGCUACUAGAAAUGUAGUAGAAACUCCAAUAAAUAUUUGAGUGAACUGUACUGUUUAAGGAAAAUGUAUGAUAGUGAAAUCCAAAAUGGUCUGAGAAUGGAGCAAUGGCCACCAUUUUAAGGAAUUGUCCAUCUUGGGGAACUCAGGUCUAGGAAAGGGCUUGCCGGCUAUGCAAACAUCCUGGAGAUGGGCCACAAUGAACACACAGUGGGACAGUAGGGAGAAAUUAUGUGCCUUCCCCUUUCCUUCUCCAGAAGUUACCUUUGUGCUAAAGAAGAGCUCACCUAAAUGACAAAAAUGUUAAUUGCCAAACAAUUUGUGGAUUUAUUGGCACCCCCACCUCCAACUCCUGGUGACUUUCUGAUAACAUCUGAAUGUGCAGCUCUCCUUGUUCUUUUAAUCCCCUGCAUCAGUUAACACAAAGCAUACAAAUUGCUGUGGAGGUUAACUUGUAGAUAACUAAUGUGUUUGUAGCUAUUUUCAGAAGGUCAAGGUUGAUUACAGUUCUAGCCAGAGGCGGGCAGGGGAAUGGGCACAGAGCCUCCUGCCCAUCGUUCGACUGUAUAACCCAGGCUUUCCUACCCUUCUUAUAACCCAAUUCUCCAAGACAGAGCUUUGCUGAUGGUUGCCCUCUCCAGCUUCUCAGGAUCAAUCUUUGAGUAAGCCCAACUUCUCAUCAUCUACGUACUAGACGAGUGGUAAGCAAAUGAGGUGGACUUGGGUUUGGAAACAAGAAUUGGCAGAACUGGGCUGGGGAUGCAGGUUGCUCAGUGGUCAGUGCUAAAUGCACAUUUAGCCUUCGGUUAUGGUCAGUUCAGACUACAUGCUAUAACUAUUAAUUUGUUUUGAAACACAUUUGCUACCUCCAAAAUCCAUCAUAAAAUGUUCUAACUCAUGUACUCAUUAUUACAACUCCAAAUGGAGGUAGAACAUGCCAAUUAGAAGUAGAGAAAAGUUGUUUAUUAGUAACCAAACUGGGUUCUAGUCCCUAUAUAUACUCUGAGCACACAGAGAGCAAGCAUCUCUGGGCAUCAGUUUUUUUCAAUCUUAAAACAGCAGAGACCACUGAUGAGCAUGAAUUUUAAUCCAGCCUAGUGAUAUUUGAUUUGAGCAAGCCGGUAUAAAUAAGAAAACUUCAAGUUUUGUUUUGUUCUACUCUUAGAAAAGAUGGAUUGCAAAGAAGCUGUUCACAAAUGAUUUUGUAGUGAAGUUUAGAGACAAAUUUAUGUUGGUAUUUUAUUGAGUUACUGGAAAGAAGUUCCUUUUACUAUGCUCACAGAAAAAUAAUUAGCUAUGUGUGAUUAAACCUUAGAAAUGCAACUUCAGCCAAUCACAACAAUAAAGCUAACUACUUCAUGAAAUCAUCAUAAGUAUACUACAUAUAUAUUUAUUUAUACAGUACAUAUUUAUACUAAAUAUAUGUAUUACCCACUAACUUCCUCCCACUAAAGAAAUAGAGAAAUGAGGGUUGUGUUUGUUUUUUUUUUUUUAAGGAGGUACUGGUUAUAUUUACUGUAACUGUUGACUUUCUUCAACAAUCUAAUUUCCCUUUUUCUCCCCACUGUACUUGGUGUCAUGCAAGACUCUACUCAUACUGAUUAAGGAUACUGGAAGAGUGAAGAUCAGAGAACUGUGAGUGUGAAACAGUCAAUGAGCAUAAGCUACUCAGACAGACGAAGGACUUAUCCAUCGCUUUAAGUACUGUUGCUUUUACUUUAAGCAGACCACUGUGACAACGAGAAAAGCUCCUGUGACAAAAAUCAAGAAAAUCUAAUAUAAAUGACUAAUAACUCGACAUGCAUUCAACCAUCCGUGAUUUCUACCACAGCUUUACCGGUCACUUACAUCUUUUUGUUUAUUAUUGGUCUCUUUGGAAACUCACUUGCUCAGUGGGUAUUUUUAACAAAAAUAGGUAAGAAAACAUCAACACAUAUCUACUUGGCAAAUCUUGUGACUGCAAACUUACUUGUGUGCACUGCUAUGCCUUUCAUGGGUAUAUAUUUCUUGAGAGGUUUUUAUUGGAAAUAUCAAUCUGUACAAUGCAGACUGGUCAAUUUUUUGGGAACUCUUUCUAUGCAUGUAAGUAUGUUUGUCAGCCUCUUAAUUUUAAGCUGGAUUGCCAUAAGCCGCUAUGCUACCUUAAUGAAAAAGGAGUCCAAGCAAGAGGCCACCUCAUGCUACGAGAGAAUGUUUUAUGGUCACGUACUGAAAAGAUUUCGCCAGCCCAACUUUGCCAGAACAAUGUGUAUUUACAUAUGGGGAGUUGUGCUUGUCAUAAUUAUUCCAGUUACCCUAUACUACUCAGUAGUCGAGGCUACAGAAGAAGGACAGAGCCAGUGCUACAAUCGGCAGAUGGAACUGGGAGCCAGACCUUCUCAGAUUGCGGGUCUCAUUGGAACCACAUUUAUUGGAUUCUCCUUUUUAGUAGUAGUGACAUCAUACUAUUCUCUUGUCAGCCAUCUGCGAAGAGUAAGGACCUGUACCUCCAUUACCGAGAAAGAUUUGACCUACAGAUCUGUGAAAAGACACCUUUUGAUCAUCCAGGUCCUCCUAGUAGUUUGCUUUCUUCCAUAUAGUAUUUUUAAACCCAUUUUUUAUGUUCUGCACCAGAGAGAAGGAGACUGUCAGCAGCUGAAUUAUUUAAUAGAAGCAAAAAACAUCCUCACUUGUCUUGCAUCAGCCAGAAGUAGUACAGACCCCAUUAUAUUUCUUUUAUUAGAUAAAACAUUCAAGAAGACACUAUAUGGUCUCCUUACAAAAUCUUAAUUCACUGCACAUUCUAACAUAUGGUUGACUUUUGGAUAGAAAACACCACAAAAUAGGAAAAAAAAUGCAUGUGACUCUUAGUGACAUUAACGGGCACCAAGAAAACCUCUAUGGUUUUUUUAAAAAAAGAUAUAUGCAUAAAAUUGGACUUACAGUUCUACUUAUAUUGAAAGACCAGAUGGCAGAGACUUUCAGAGACAAGUCAAGCAUACCAAAGGGAUUCUACUGUGUGUGAAGUCAGACUUUUUGUUUUGUUUUGUUUUGUUUUCAGUCAGUUGUGGAUAUUCUGUUCAAAACACAAUAUUUUAUGACUAUAGGAUGAAGAACCAAAAAGGCUUAUGGGUUUGCCUGCUUUCUAACCUAAUGCAAGUACCCAUCUAUGGUCAGAUUUUAUAUUGUUGGUAACUUUAAAAAAUAAUUUUAAAAUGUAAGUACUGGAAAAGUCGAGCAGUAAGAAAUGUUUUUAUUUAAAUCCCAUCUAACUGCAUGAAUAAUGCAGUGUGAAGUCAAUUUGGUAUUAUUUGGCUCAUUUUACUGGGAAAGGCAAUAUUCAAUGAUUCUAAUAUUUAAUACAUAGAUUUUACUUACACACAUUUGGAUUACACUUGUCAAAAUAAAAAAAUAUAAAAUUAUAUGUCCAUCUAUAUGCUAUUUUAUAUAUUUCCAAUAUAAAUAAUGGUGCUAUCAAUGAUAGUACCUGCCAUCUAUUUAAUUAAUUUUUGUAAACUAAACAAAUGAAGUAUAAAGAAUUGUAACCAUGUUGGAUAAAAGGCUGGCCUCUGGAUUCAAACUGUCUGGGUAUUAUACUGUCUCCAUCUCUUAUUUAGAUGGAGAAUUUUGGGCAAACUACUUACUCUCUUUACAUAAUAGUUUCUUUAAUCGUGGAACAGAAAAUAUGACCUGAUUCAUAUCACUAUUAUUAAA